Messenger RNA from Plasmodium cynomolgi strain B, 1818 nucleotides. Its product is annotated as poly(A)-specific ribonuclease. The annotation marks the transcript as partial. The transcript has a single exon. Gene Ontology annotation, cellular component: cytoplasm. Gene Ontology annotation, molecular function: RNA binding; 3'-5'-RNA exonuclease activity. The record is from RefSeq and is a predicted model, not a curated record. Lineage: Eukaryota; Apicomplexa; Aconoidasida; Haemosporida; Plasmodiidae.
AUGUCAAAUGUAGUGAAUUAUUUCUUUAAAAAUUUCGUUUUAAAAGAAAAGAAUACAAUCCUAAAAUGUGGUAUGUUGAAAAGAAGGUACUCCAAGAUAACAAGUGUUAAUGUGAAUAACUGGAAUGACAUUCACAGGGAGAUUAUCCAUAAAAUCCAUGACAGCGAUUUCGUUUCGAUUGACGUGGAGUACACAGGGCUGCAUCUAAAGGAUGAGAGGUACAUAUCUAUUGAUUCCAGUUAUGAAGCCCAUUGUUAUGGAGCCAAAUCUUUUUUCCCUUGCCAAAUUGGAAUCACCGUGGCUAGGAAAAAUGACAUAAUGGAAAAGGAGAAACGCGCAGCAGACGGAGGAGGAGAAAAAGAAAAGGAACAGCUUCGGAAAACGAAUAUACACAAUAUUAAAGUUUCAAGACAAGAAAAUGAAAAAGUAGACCACAAGUACUGCUUAAAGCGUGACCAAGAGUGGGAUAUAUCACCCUACUGCAUCUAUGUUUUCCCAAAGGAAAAUAAAUACUUCAGUGUAUCUACAACUACUCUUAUUUUCUUAAAGGAAAAUAAUUUCGAUUUUAACGAAUGGAUUUGUAAUGGUGUAGGUUAUUUAACACCACCUGAGGAGGAAGAAAAAAAAAAAUAUAUCUUUGAAAAAAUCGACGAGCUAAAAAAUUUGAUGAAUAAAUGUGUCACGAAAACGGGGAAUGUCAGAGAGAAGGACUUGGAUGACAGAAAAAAAAAAGUAGAUGUAGAGAAAAUUAUUCAAGAAAUAGAAAAUUAUAAAAUUGUGGACGACGAAGAUAAGGAAGCCGUUAUUGAGAUAAUAAAGAAGAUUGGGAUUUGGUUGACACGCGGGGAUAUGUCCCAUCCUGUGGGGAGGCUCAAUCACGGAGAGGAGGAAAAAACAAGUUCGGUGGAGAAGGCUAACUGCGCAGAUGGGCGAUCAUUACACCAGUCGGAAGAUGUAGGGGAGCCCCAUUCGCAUCAUAUCAAUGCAAUCUUUCAACGCGGUGGCAGCAAAGGGGAGAAUUGCAACAGUGUUCACAAGAAUUACACCCAUGGACGUGAGGGGCAUGAAGAAGAAAGUGUCACGUUCAGAGGAGACAUUCCCGGUUUGUCAGAAUCUGAAUGUAAUAACCAUGUUGCUUCUACUCGUGUAAACAGUGGUGAUAUUCCAUUGGACUCUAACCAUGUAGACGCGUCCCUCGGUGGGGAAAAGCAGGGAGGGGAGGUAGGGAGGAUGGAUUUCCCACCCCGAGCAAACCCAAACGAUGAUCCAUCGGAUUGUCCCCUAUACAUAGAAAUAGAAAACCCCUAUCUGCGAUUACUUGCGCAUACGUUAAUAACGAAAUAUUUCAACGGCAUUUUCUGCAUAUCUGUCAAGGUGAAUGAUAAGAAGCAUUUAGCCAUCUAUCGAACGGAAAAGGAUUCGUACAAGGAACAAAUUAGGGCACUGGAAUUGGAGAUAGAGAAAAUAAAUCAAACAGUUGGAGUGAGAUUACUAUUUGAUGAAAUUAUAAAAAAUAAAAAAAUAAUUAUCGGACAUAAUUGCUUUUAUGAUAUCCUGCACAUAUAUCAGACCUUCUAUCAUGAGUUGCCAAAUUCGAUUAGUGUCUUUAAGAAUAAAUGGACAGAGAUAUUUCCCUACACAUUUGAUACAAAGUACUUGAACGAAACGAAUGAAUAUUUAUAUGCACUGAAUGGUCCUGCAACUUUGAAGGGGUUAUGUGAAUACAUGGCUUCCCUAAUUUCUGCCAGUAACGAUUUCGAUUUUGUUUUUAAUUUUACCAAUGGCCAUUCGGACCUCCCUCAAUGUUUUGUCCCUCUU